AAUUAAGUGAGUGAUUUAACUUCUGAAUUAUUGGCCGGUAGAUGGCGACUCAUUUUCGCCGGAAACAGUUACCCGGAAAUCGGAAUUUGUUGUCACGACUUUUAAAUUUUGUUAAAAUCUUCAUCAGGUUAAUCAUUGUCGUUAAUUAGUUUUUUCUUUCUUGGUUAUUUCAUCUUCUUCCUUUGUUAAUUUAAAAUGGCUCUUAAACUUUCCGGUGACGUUAACUCUCCUGCCAAUCUUGCCAGUCUUAAUACUUAUUUGGCUACUAAGAGUUACAUUGAUGGUUAUACUCCAUCUUCUUCUGAUGUUGUUAUUGCUGAUGCCAUUUCUUCAAGUAAACUUGCCGGUGAUCAAUAUGCCCACGUUGCUCGUUGGUUCCGACACAUUUCAGCUUAUUCAGCUGCUGAGAAGAAAGCUUUCCCCGGUGUAAAGAAAAGUUUAGCUGAUUUUGGUGCUGAAGGUGGUGCAAAAGCUGCCGCUGGUGGUGGAGAUGAUGAUGAUGAUGAUCUUGAUCUUUUCGGUGAAGAGGAAGACGCCGAGGCAGCCAAGGUCAGAGAGGAACGUCUCAAAGCUUAUGCCGAGAAAAAAGCCAAGAAACCAACUGUCAUUGCCAAAUCAAACGUCAUUUUAGAUGUUAAACCUUGGGACGAUGAAACCGACAUGAAAGCCAUGGAAGCAGAGGUCAGAAAAAUCUCCACCGAUGGUUUAAUCUGGGGUAUUUCGAAACUUCAACCUAUUGCUUAUGGUCUUAAGAAACUACAAAUCGUCUGUGUUGUCGAAGACGAUAAAGUUUCAAUUGAUUGGUUAACCGAAGAGAUCGAAAAGAUUGAAGAUUAUGUUCAAUCGGUCGAUGUAGCCGCCUUCCAGAAAAUCUAAUUUUAACACAAUGAGUACCCGAGAUUCCUGAAUAAUCAAUAAAGAAAAAGCCUCUACAAUUGAUUUAUAAGAAUAACUAAA
Molecule: messenger RNA, 957 nt
Organism: Panonychus citri (citrus red mite)
Lineage: Eukaryota; Metazoa; Arthropoda; Arachnida; Trombidiformes; Tetranychidae
Product: elongation factor 1-beta'-like
Exons: 2
Coding region: 196-876 (226 amino acids)
Biological process (GO): translational elongation
Cellular component (GO): cytosol; eukaryotic translation elongation factor 1 complex
Molecular function (GO): guanyl-nucleotide exchange factor activity; translation elongation factor activity
Source: RefSeq, a predicted model, not a curated record